AUGAGGGACUCGUACACGGUGACGCUGCCCGAGGAGCCCCCCGCGCUCCCCGACCUUCACAAGGAGCUGCGCCCCCGCGCCUCCAUGCCAGGGUCCCUGCUGGUCUCAACCUUCGUCGGGCUCGUCCUCAACAAGACCAAGAGCUCCAAGGCGGUGCAGGGGCUGACCGGCCUGCGGAACCUGGGCAACACGUGCUUCAUGAACUCCAUCCUGCAGUGCCUGAGCAACACCAGGGAGCUGCGGGAUUACUGCCUGCAGAACCAGUACCUGCGGGACCUCAACAACAACAGCCGCAUGCGCACCGCGCUCAUGGCAGAGUUCGCCAAGCUGAUCCAGCUGCUCUGGACCUCGUCCCCCAACGACAGCGUGAGCCCCUCCGAGUUCAAGACGCAGAUCCAGCGAUACGCCCCCCGCUUCGUCGGCUACAACCAGCAGGACGCGCAGGAGUUCCUGCGGUUCCUCCUCGACGGGCUGCACGGCGAGGUGAACCGCGUGCUGGUGCGGCCGCGGGCCGGCGCCGACAGCCUGGACCACCUCCCCGACGACGAGAAGAGCCGCCAGAUGUGGAGGAGGUACCAGGAGCGGGAGGACAGCCGGGUUAGCGACCUCUUCGUCGGGCAGCUCAAGAGUUCCCUGACCUGCAGCGAGUGCGGCUACUGCUCCACAGCCUUCGACCCCUUCUGGGACCUCUCCCUGCCCAUCCCCAAGAAAGGCUACGGCGAGGUGACGCUGAUGGACUGCCUCCGGCUCUUCACCAAAGAGGACGUGCUGGAUGGGGACGAGAAACCGACGUGCUGUCGCUGCAAAGCCAGGACGAGGUGCACCAAGAAAUUCAGCAUCCAGAAGUUCCCCAAGAUCCUGGUGCUCCACCUGAAGCGCUUCUCGGAGGCCAGGAUACGAGCGAGCAAGCUCACCACCUUCGUCAACUUCCAGCUGAAGGACCUGGACCUGCGGGAAUUCGCCGCGCAGAGCUGCAACCACGCCGUUUACAACCUCUACGCCGUCUCCAACCACUCGGGCACCACCAUGGGGGGACACUACACCGCCUACUGCAAGAGCCCCGUCUCCGGCGAGUGGCACAGCUUCAACGACUCCCGGUGA
Molecule: messenger RNA, 1101 nt
Organism: Oxyura jamaicensis (ruddy duck)
Lineage: Eukaryota; Metazoa; Chordata; Aves; Anseriformes; Anatidae
Gene: USP2
Product: ubiquitin specific peptidase 2
Exons: 11
Coding region: 1-1101 (366 amino acids)
Biological process (GO): protein deubiquitination
Cellular component (GO): cytoplasm
Molecular function (GO): cysteine-type deubiquitinase activity
Source: RefSeq, a predicted model, not a curated record